AUGUGGGGAGAACUCGACCCGCCUUACCACUCUGCAAUGGCCAAGUCACCGAAGACGACCAAUUACUCAGUUCGUCGGAAUUAUGAUGUUUGUGUAGAAGUAGUUUUAAUCUCACUGAUCAACAAAUAUGCUGAAGUCACAAUACUACAGCCACAAGGUUUAAACAAUGCUGCACUUCCUUUCGUUCCGAUUGAGUCAAUCAAGUUUUCAGAGAGUGAUCAGAUUGAAGUGAAUCGAAUCAUCGAUGAUCGCUUAAAUAUCAAAAUGACAAAAGAGAUUCAAGAAGGCGGAACGAAAGAAGUGGCAUCGAGGAAAAUGAAGAAGGAGCGAAUCCCCGAAACACUUCAUUUCUUAAUCGACAUCUUAACGGAAUUGGGUACAAAUGUGUUCCUCAAAAUGACACGCAAAAAGUCGGGAGAUGCCUCCUUUGAUAUUGUUGAUUCGAUUUUAUAUCAAAAUGAUAACAAAGAAGUUAGAUUGGAUAAAGAGUUCAUUUUACAGAAAGGAACGCUAUUAAACAUGGAGUGUAUCACGUUAGUCAGAAGAAAUAGAGGAAAAUUUGUGUUUGAAAAAAAUAACGAAACGUUUCGCAACAUACUUGGAAUAUAA
Molecule: messenger RNA, 609 nt
Organism: Entamoeba invadens IP1
Lineage: Eukaryota; Evosea; Mastigamoebida; Endamoebidae
Exons: 1
Coding region: 1-609 (202 amino acids)
Source: RefSeq, a predicted model, not a curated record